Phanerochaete carnosa HHB-10118-sp is the source of this 737-nucleotide messenger RNA. RefSeq lists its product as uncharacterized. The transcript has a single exon. Gene Ontology annotation, molecular function: structural constituent of ribosome. Gene Ontology annotation, cellular component: ribosome; mitochondrial small ribosomal subunit. Gene Ontology annotation, biological process: translation. Bases 137 to 733 code for a protein of 198 amino acids. The record is from RefSeq and is a predicted model, not a curated record. Lineage: Eukaryota; Fungi; Basidiomycota; Agaricomycetes; Polyporales; Phanerochaetaceae.
UAGCCAUAGCUCCACUCAGACGCGAGAGAACACGUUCCAACCCCACCAUUCUCUCCACCGACCUCCGCCGCCGUCACAAACCACGCUGUCUGCGCUCGUCGCUGCCGGAGCACAUCUCGGACACUCAAAAUCUCUCAUGAAUCCGAACUUUGUUUCAUACGCUUACGGCGAGCGGGCGGGCAUCACCAUCAUCGACCUGGACCAUACAUUACCACUGCUCCGCCGCGCAGCGAAGGUUGUCCGUGGUGUCGCAGCCAGGAAUGGGAUGGUUGUCUUCAUUGGUACACGUCCCGACCUUCGCGUCGUCGUUCGCAAAGCUGCCGAACGCCUGGGAAGCCAGGGUUACCACGUCGGCGAACGUUGGCUGCCAGGAACACUGACCAACAGGACUGAGGUCUUCGGCAUCGAGGCCCGCCGGACAAAGCGCCUCGUCCCUGACUUGGCCAUCAUCCUCAACCCCAUUUCAAACUAUAAUGCGAUACGAGAAUGCGCAAUGGAACACAUCCCGACCAUUGGCAUCAUUGACUCGAACGUUGACCCGCGUUUGGUCAUGUACCCAAUACCUGCUAACGACGAGAGCACCCGGACAGCCGAACUCAUUGCCGGAGUCCUCAGCGUAGCUGGUCGGGAAGGUGUCGCUUUGGCGGAAGCCGAAGCCAUGAGGCGGAAACAGAGGGACAUCAUGAUGAAGAGAACACUUCUCAAGCAGACGGGGAAGGUAGAUACUGCAUAGUCAU